ACUAAGUUAAGACAUCCAUAUCUUAGCCAAAAGACACAUAAUAAUGAGUUCUAGUCAAAUAUUCGUUUUUGUGACUUUGGUUUCAUUAUUGAUCACUUCCAAUGCUUUGCUCACUCCUCAUUUUUAUGAUAAAGUUUGCCCUCAGGCAUUACCAGUCAUAAAAUCAGUUGUUAAGCAAGCAAUUCUUAGGGAAAAACGCAUUGGAGCUUCACUCCUACGCCUGCAUUUCCAUGAUUGCUUCGUUAAUGGCUGUGAUGGAUCAGUUCUACUAGAUGACACUAAGAACUUCACAGGGGAGAAGACAGCUCUUCCAAAUAUUAAUUCAAUCAGAGGAUUUACAGUGGUUGAUGAAAUCAAAACAGCUGUUGAUAAAGCUUGUAAACGUUCUGUGGUUUCAUGUGCUGAUAUUUUAGCCAUUGCUGCUCGAGAUUCUGUGGCCAUAUUGGGAGGUCCACAACUUUUCUACAAUGUGUUAUUGGGAAGAAGAGAUGCAAGAACAGCAAGCAAAUCAGCUGCAAACACAAAUCUCCCUCCUCCAACAUUAAGCUUCUCCCAGCUUAUUUCCAAUUUCAAAUCACAUGGACUAGACCUAAAAGACCUUGUAGCACUUUCUGGUGGCCACACCAUUGGAUUUGCAAAGUGCAACACAUUUAGAAACCGAAUCUACAAUGAAACAAACAUCGAUCCAAGUUUCGCAGCAUCUUUAAGAAAGACAUGUCCUAGAAAAGGUGGAGAUGCCAAUUUAGCACCACUAGAUUCUACUCCUACAAGAGUUGACACAACAUAUUAUCGAGAUUUGAUAUACAAAAAGGGUCUUCUUCAUUCUGAUCAACAAUUGUUUGAAGGAAAAGGUAGAGAAAGUGACAAAUUGGUGCAGCUAUAUAGUCAAAGUCCUUUGGCUUUUGCUAGAGAUUUUAAGAGUUCUAUGAUCAAGAUGGGAAAUAUGAAGCCUCUUACCGGGACACAAGGUGAAAUCCGAAUCAAUUGCAGAAGGGUUAGAUGAAUUUGUGUUUUAAUUUGAUCUAUGUCGUUUGAAGAAUUUGUAUUAUAUUUUCUGUUAAGAAAUAUUGUCUUUGAUUUUAAAUAUAAACAAAAUGGUACAUGUAUAAAUACAUCUACUUUCUUUUGCUUAUAUUUAAAUAUGGAGACAAUGUUUUGAUUUCAAAAAUAAGAGUUAUGUGAUGCAAAUGUUGGAGUGACUUUGUAUUUAAUUUCUUGGUUCAAAUGAUAUGGACUUGUUAUGUGUAAAAGUUUGGAAGUUUGUUAAUAAAAAUAUGUUGAGGUCUUAUGUGAAAGUAUUAAUUUGU
This is a messenger RNA of Vicia villosa (hairy vetch), 1307 nucleotides long. RefSeq names its product peroxidase RIP1-like. The record is from RefSeq and is a predicted model, not a curated record. The transcript has 3 exons. Gene Ontology annotation, molecular function: heme binding; peroxidase activity. Gene Ontology annotation, biological process: response to oxidative stress; hydrogen peroxide catabolic process. Lineage: Eukaryota; Viridiplantae; Streptophyta; Magnoliopsida; Fabales; Fabaceae. Bases 44 to 1003 code for a protein of 319 amino acids.